Messenger RNA from Coregonus clupeaformis (lake whitefish), 1931 nucleotides. Its product is annotated as protein jagunal homolog 1-A. NCBI's taxonomy places the organism in Eukaryota, Metazoa, Chordata, Actinopteri, Salmoniformes, Salmonidae. The record is from RefSeq and is a predicted model, not a curated record. The transcript is spliced from 3 exons. Gene Ontology annotation, biological process: vesicle-mediated transport; granulocyte colony-stimulating factor signaling pathway; endoplasmic reticulum organization. Gene Ontology annotation, cellular component: endoplasmic reticulum membrane. The coding region runs from base 149 to 700 and encodes 183 amino acids.
GUGAUGCGCGUGCGCAGAGCGCACAACGCGUGUGUCUUGUCCUCUAUUCACCCACCUUCUAUUCAUCUCGGCAUUUAGGCAUAUUUAGAUACUGUAGUAGCUAGCUAGCUAAGUUCAUUCAGCGUCUCAGUAACAAACGGUUGUUACCAUGACGUCUCGUGUGGGCCCUCGAGCUGCAGGUACUGAUGGGAGUGACUUCAAACACAGAGAGAAGGUGGCCUCGCACUACCAGAUGAGCGCCUCACUAAAGUCUGAGAUCCGGAAACUCAACUUCGUCCACCUGCUGCUCUGGCUCCUGGUGGCAGCCCAGGUGAUCGUCAGCAAACUCGACCUGGUGCCAAGCGACACAGUGUCCGAGCCCUACAGAUGGGAAUACCCCUACCUGAUCAGUCUCUUUCCACUGGUCACCGGCAGCCUGUCGCUGCCCAAGAACAACAUAAGCUACCUGGUGAUCUCCAUGAUCAGCUCAGGCCUGUUCUCCAUCGCUCCACUCUUCUAUGGCUCCAUGGAGAUGCUCGGCGAGGCCCAGCAGCUGUACCGCCACGGCAAGGCUUACCGCUUCAUCUUCGGCUGGGCAGCGGUCACCGUCAUGUACCUGGUGAUGGUGGUGGCGGUGCAGGUGCACGCCUGGCAGAUCUACUACAGCAAGAAGCUGCUGGACGCCUGGUUCGACUCCACACAGGAGAAGAAGAAGAAGUGAUGAGGAUGUAUUGUGGGUUUUGAGGCUGGGGGAAAGUGUUUUUGUUUUUCUCUCUGUCUUUAGGAUGCAUAUAGUAGUAUAUUCAGUUAUUUAUUUAUUACCUCAUGUAAUCACUGUCUAUUAUAGCUUUCCAGAUUGUCUAUCCAACACACAUUUUCUUGCCAAAACACGCAUACUUUCCCAUUUCAAAGACACUCAGGCCUGUACAUUUUCUCUCACAUACACACAUAAUUAUAUUACACACAUAUAGCGGACAUUAUUCGGGCGCGUAGUCUCGUGUUGAAGGAAUAUCCUCUUGGUCUAAUGGUCAAGAUGUUGGUUUCUCCCGUGGGAGACCAGGGUUCAGAUCCUGGCUGUGACGCUCACACAGCCUCGUUCCACUACUCUGGAUCCAUGCUGUUUUUCCUUUCCAUCUCAUCUAUCUUCUCAUGGCGAAUCAUGAACAUUGUGGGGUGUUACUACCUUGCGUUGUUGCCAUAUCAACUAGCCUCUUUAUCUCAGGUCCUAGAUCUUACUGGAUCUAGCCUGAACUUUGCCAGCCAGUUAGCAUUAGCAACUCUACUUUGUUUAUCUGGCCUCAGAGAAUAAACGAUAGAGACUGCAGCUCCUUCUGAGACCGCAAUGUUUACUGCUGUUGUGAAGCAUUUAGACGUGUGUAUGAACCAAGCCCUUGUGUGUGAGACUGGAGCAUGACGGAGGAUCGCUCUACUAACUCUUUGUCUUAACAGAGGAGGAAUGAGGGCUGGACAGGUUUGUUGCCACGGUUUCAGUAAAUUGACAUCCGGUGACAAGUGUGUCAAAUAUUGAAAGCCCUGUAAGGCAUGCGCACAAGCACUGUCCAAAGCUUGAGACAGAGACAUGGGAUGGUGUGCUUCAAUGGCAAAAAAAUUGAUGCAUCAUUGCGCUAAAUUGGCCUGACAGGUUACACUGUGUCUUGACAGCUAUCAAGGGUUCUUGAUUUGCCCCUGUAAUGUGGCCAAACUAGUGCUCAUCGGGGUUGUGGUCAAUAACAUUUCAAUUCCAGUGAAUUCAGAAAGUAAACCAAAUAUCAAUUCCAAAUUAUCAUUGAUAAGCAUUGAAGAGAAUUUGAAUUUCAGUGUACUUCCUGAAUUGACCCCAACCCUGGUGCUCAUCAUUCAUAUACUUCUUAAAUGUCCUAUAUGCUUGACCCAUUGCCCCCUAACUUUAUAUGAUUAUGUUUUUACCACCAAUAAAAAGGGAAAUUAAAUCA